AUGGAUUUGGCGUACCUAGCUCAGCAAGGCUCGGGCCAACAGGGUUAUACGACCCGGCAAGGAACCGGGUUUGCGAGGGACAAGGUCGAGAUCACAAGAGGUAUGCUGGUGAAAACGGAUCCGGCCGCGAAACAACUGCUCAUCCACCUCAACAAGAAGCGUGCAGAAGCUGGUCAUGAGCAAUUUAUAGUGGCCGAUCUCGAUGCGGAGCACCUGAUGGUCAAGGCGAACGUCAUGGAGGAGGUCGAGAAAGAGUUCCAGGCUCAGCUGGAAGAGUUCACAUUUCGACAUACCGACGAAGAAGAGGUCAAGAAGGGAAAGACUGCAGCAUAG
Filobasidium floriforme is the source of this 333-nucleotide messenger RNA. RefSeq names its product transcription factor TFIIH complex subunit Tfb5-domain-containing protein. Gene Ontology annotation, cellular component: transcription factor TFIIH holo complex; transcription factor TFIIH core complex. NCBI's taxonomy places the organism in Eukaryota, Fungi, Basidiomycota, Tremellomycetes, Filobasidiales, Filobasidiaceae. Gene Ontology annotation, biological process: transcription initiation at RNA polymerase II promoter; nucleotide-excision repair, preincision complex assembly; transcription by RNA polymerase II. The transcript is spliced from 5 exons. The record is from RefSeq and is a predicted model, not a curated record. Bases 1 to 333 code for a protein of 110 amino acids.